UAUCAAAGCCCUCCUGUCUUGUUGUGACAGCUCUGAUAUUGUUUAUUGAGGUGGAUGUCAGGUUUAAUUAGCAAUCGAUAUGGAAAGCGUUUGCAGACCGCGCCUCUGACGUCAUACUCGAUUACCGUUUCUCAUUGGUCUCAAAUUCCCAAAGCCUAGGCUAAUUAUUGGAAGGUUCAUGUUGAUAAAGUACAGCUCAUCCUUCCCUCCACAUCAUGUCCCCUCCUCGCUGGCCACACUCACUGCAUGCUUUUUAAAUUCACAGCACCAGCCUCCAGACGUCGUUUCCUUUUGCCUAGGAGAUGAUGGACAGCAGGAUACUGGAUCCACCUCAUGCCCAGUUCGGAGGCUCUCUCGGCGGGAUGGUGGGCUUUCCGUACCAUCUAAGCCACCAUCAUGUUUACGAAUUAGCCGGUCAUCAACUUCAAUCUGCGGCCGCAGUUCCUUUUUCAAUAGACGGAUUACUUAAUGGUUCCUGCACAGCUUCAGUGGUUAAUUCAAACCCCCUCUUGUCUGGCUGUGGUAUGAAUGGAGAUAACCAGCAGUACAAGUUGACAGAUUCGUGUGACCCAGACAAGGAUAGCCCUGGUUGUAAGAGACGACGUACUCGUACAAAUUUCACUGGUUGGCAACUGGAAGAAUUAGAAAAGGCUUUUAAUGAGAGUCACUAUCCCGACGUGUUCAUGAGGGAAGCACUGGCUCUGAGAUUGGACUUGAUAGAAUCGAGGGUACAGGUAUGGUUCCAAAAUCGUAGAGCUAAGUGGAGGAAAAAAGAAAACACAAAGAAGGGUCCAGGGCGACCAGCUCACAACUCCCACCCAACAACAUGCAGUGGAGAGCCCAUGGACGCGGAGGAGAUCGCCAGGCGAGAACUGGAGAGGAUGGAGAAAAAGAAGAGGAAGCAGGAGCGAAGACUGUUGAGGUCCCAGAAUAAACUUUUGUCAGGGGACCUAUUUCACACCCCAGGAUCUGACAGUGACAGUGGAGUGUCACAAGUGACAGACAGUGAACAAAAUCCACAUUGUGACUCUGUAGGCCGAAACCAAACCCAAUCGAGCUGUGACCAAACACCACAAACUCUCCAGAACCAAAGACACUUGAACCAAGAUGCUGGUGGAUCCGAGCUGGACUCGUCCGACAGCAGUCAACAGUCAAGCAUGUGCGCCAACAGCAGAGCCUCCACCCUUCAGAAGCUGAACCCAUUCAGCGUAGAAAGCCUUCUAUCCGACUCCAGACCAAGGCGCAAACCGAACAUAGAUGGAUUUUCUGCCUUACCUUCUUCGCGGCCUUUGAUAGGGAAAGGACAUUUCUUACUCUAUCCUAUCACCCAGCCGCUUGGAUUCCUUGUUCAUCAGACUGCUUUGAAGACAACACCACCAGACUCAGAUACUGACAACUCCACACAAAGAACCCUAGUGAAUGACAGCAGCUUAUCUGCCAAUACUGGACAUAAAAACCACAAGGAGUCCAACAAUCUCAACGACGCAACAGCAAUCAAAGUGCAGGUCAACUUUACCGCGAAAAAUACUAGUUCCCCACAGAACAGCCCAGGCCUUGUUACCUUUUCCAGUAGCAACUGUAGUCAGCCUUCAGCCAGUUGUAGUGCAACAUAUUUCCAAGAUGAUGAUGAUUCAAAGUAUCUGCCAUUAGACAAAAAAGAGCAGUCUGUAAAAGACUACCCAGAGAGUUCCGAGUCUGUGACAACCAACUGUCCACCAGAGACAAAGACAGAGACUCAAGAUGUCGGUAUGGAAUAAUAGACCUAUAGGUGAGAAAAAAUAUUGAUAGCGUCAACAACACCUUUCAUUUGCCCAAAGCUCAAUCACGUCUUAGAAUAUAAACUUUCAUUUCAAAGAUGACAUAUAUAGCCUAUUUUCUGAUGAUGAUGGGUUAUAACCGUGUGUGUGUU
Messenger RNA from Oncorhynchus tshawytscha (Chinook salmon), 1909 nucleotides. Its product is annotated as homeobox protein unc-4 homolog. The transcript is spliced from 3 exons. The coding region runs from base 303 to 1757 and encodes 484 amino acids. The record is from RefSeq and is a predicted model, not a curated record. Lineage: Eukaryota; Metazoa; Chordata; Actinopteri; Salmoniformes; Salmonidae. Gene Ontology annotation, molecular function: sequence-specific double-stranded DNA binding; DNA-binding transcription factor activity, RNA polymerase II-specific. Gene Ontology annotation, biological process: regulation of DNA-templated transcription.